Messenger RNA from Colletotrichum higginsianum IMI 349063, 321 nucleotides. RefSeq lists its product as uncharacterized. The record is from RefSeq and is a predicted model, not a curated record. NCBI's taxonomy places the organism in Eukaryota, Fungi, Ascomycota, Sordariomycetes, Glomerellales, Glomerellaceae. The coding region runs from base 1 to 321 and encodes 106 amino acids. The transcript has 2 exons.
AUGACGCACGACGCCGAGAGACCGCGUCACAAGCAGGGCCGAAGCCUGCGCGGCCUUCUUCCAAAAACUCUUUGGGACAUCGCCGCUGCCUUUCUUGAUCGCGGUCGCCGCGGAAACGGGCUUGCCCUGGGCGAGAUCGUUGCUGCAAGUAGGACACCAGCCCGCGCCGCCGGGCAGCUUCUCGUCCUCGCUGGUCGAGCGGCUCUAACAGUCGAAUCCAGACUCUUUGCACUUCUCGCAGCGGAUGACGGCGGCAGGGCCGAUGCGGUGGCCGCAGUCGUAGGCUGGGCUGAUUUAAUUCUGUUGAACGCAAAAGCUUGA